Jaculus jaculus (lesser Egyptian jerboa) is the source of this 982-nucleotide messenger RNA. Its product is annotated as probable G-protein coupled receptor 141. The coding region runs from base 1 to 918 and encodes 305 amino acids. Lineage: Eukaryota; Metazoa; Chordata; Mammalia; Rodentia; Dipodidae. The transcript has a single exon. Gene Ontology annotation, cellular component: membrane. Gene Ontology annotation, biological process: G protein-coupled receptor signaling pathway. The record is from RefSeq and is a predicted model, not a curated record. Gene Ontology annotation, molecular function: G protein-coupled receptor activity; oxysterol binding.
AUGGCUGGUUACAAUUCCUCUGGGAAUUCCUCUUGUGAUCCUAUAUUUACACCCCACUUAGCCAGGCUCUACUUUGUAGUGCUUAUUGGUGGACUAGCAGGCGUCAUCUCCAUCCUGUUCCUGCUGGUGAAAAUGAACUCUCGCUCUGUGACCACCAUGGCAGUAAUUAACCUGGUGGUGGUCCAUGGAGUCUUUCUGCUCACAGUACCUUUCCGUUUAACAUAUCUCAUCAAGAAGACUUGGACAUUUGGGCUACCCUUCUGCAAGUUUGUGAGUGCCAUGCUACAUAUACAUAUGUACCUCACCUUCCUCUUCUAUGUGGUGAUCCUGGUCAUCAGGUACCUCAUCUUCUUCAAGCGCAAGGACAAGGUGGAAUUUUACAGAAAACUGCACGCCAUUGCGGCCAGUACUGCCAUGUGGCUUUCAGUGAUUGUCAUUGUGGUGCCCCUUGUGGUUUCUCAGUAUGGAAGUCAUGGGGAUUACAAUGAACAACAUUGCUUUAAAUUCCAUACAGAACUUGCCCGUGAGUAUGUGCAAGUCAUCAACUACAUGAUAGUUGCUGCUGUUAUCAUGACCGCUGUAUUCCUCCUGGUCUUUCAGGCUUUCAUCAUUGUAUCAAUGGUACGGAAGCUACGCCACUCCUUACUCUCCCACCAGGAGUUCUGGGCUCAACUGAAAAACUUGUUUUUUAUAGGCAUCAUCCUUAUAUGUUUCCUCCCUUACCAGUUCUUCAGGAUUUAUUACUUGUAUGUUGUGGCACAUUCCAAGGAUUGUAACCACAACAUUGCAUUUUACAAUGAAAUCUUUCUGAGCAUAACAGCAAUUAGCUGCUAUGAUCUACUGAUCUUUGUUUUGGGGGGUAGCCAUUGGUUUAAACAAAAGAUAAUUGACCUAUGGAAUUGUCUUUUGUGUCGUUAGCCAAGACUGCAAUGAUCAUUCUUUAUAUUUGGCAUGAAAAUGGGCAAGUGAUCAGAACCAAGCU